GGACUGCGUCUGCAAUAAUGUCUUGGAUGCUGUGAUGGGAAUUUGUCAUACAUUCCCUUUAUAAUUGCUCUUCAGUGCUGCUGUCUCCAUACCCCUGAAUCACAGAGAGCAGAUCAUUUUCCAUUCUGUGGUCCUGUAACAGAUAUCCUCUUAACAUGCUGAUUUUCUGGUAAAAUUGAAGAUUUCUUGUCUCCUGUACUGUCAGAACUAUUAGUAUAUUUAAUAAACAGAUGUUUAAAAAUACUGUUGGGUUCAUGCCUGUGUUUGCAAAAUCAGUUAUGAAGAUCCAUCAGUAUUAAUAGGUCUGAAUAAUGGAAGCAUUGGAAGUAGAUGACAUUAGUCCUGCACUAGAGGUUACAGAAGACUUUUUCAACUCUUUCGAUAAGCUGGAAAAUGGAGUCCAUCAGUCUCAUGUUUUUGGAAUUCACCAAGUCCCUGAAUUCUUGGGAAAUGAGAUAUCCAAUAAAAUGAAAGAACAAGCUGAUGGACAAAAUGCCAAUACGUCCCAAAGGAGCAUCAUUUGGGAGAGAUGCAAAAGUAGUCUAUUUGAUGCCAAAACAAUGAAUGGAAUCCAUGCCAAAGAACAGAAUGAGUCUACUAAAAGAACAUAUUCCGAUGAUCCUUUACUAUCAGAAAAAGAAAAGGGUACUUCUACUUUUAAUCUGUUACGAAGGCUGGACAGACCUCAUUCAGUCAAUGACUCAUUAGAUCAUCUUGAAGAUGCUCCAAAAUUUAAACCAGGACAUAACAGAUCUCGGUCAGAUGUUAGUCAUAUUGACUGGAAAAACAUUCGCAAGCCAGCCCCCUUGCAACGGUCAUCAAGCCAGGGCAUGCAUUGCACAAGUCCUUUUUCUGAACCCCGAAACAAAAAUAUGGAAGCAAAUAAUGAAGUAAGGUCCUCAUUCACAAAUAUUCUCAAGAAGGGAUUCCUGGAAACUCGAAUUACACCAGAAAGCUUUUGGAAAGGUUGUUAUGCUGAGAUAUCCCAAUAUGAAUUGCACAUAUAUGGUAGUGAUUACAGCGGCAACCAUAAUGCCACUGAUACGUAUCAUCUCUCUCAUAUUGAAAGCAUCACUAUUACUGGAAGCCACGAAACCAAACUUGUUAAUGUAAUAAUGACAGAUGACCGAUAUCUGCAGCUAAAGGCCGAUUCUGCAUGGGAGGCCAUAGACUGGGGUCAAAAGCUAUGGGAAGCAAUAUGUGCCUUGAAUCUUGUUCCUAACUACAGAAGUAUUCAUCAGGACAUCUUGAAAAAACAAAAUAACUUUUCAGAUGGUAUUAGGGGUUGUAUGGAAAAUAAUGUCAACAAGCUCACUCCUAGUGCCAUGAACAUCUCAAAUGGAAACCAGAAAAACAUCAUAAAGACUGGAACUCUAUAUAGAUUAACAAUUCAGAGUAACUGGAAAGCUUUUACCUUUGUACUUUCUAAUUCACAUUUUGCAGCAUAUCAACCUAGUUGCCUGGAUGAGGAUCCAUUGCUCAGCUACAAUAUAGAUGCAUGUAUAGCUGUUCAGAUGGAUAUGCUUGAUGGAUAUGAUUCUUGUUUCCAAGUCAUUUUUCCACAAGAUGUUCUUCGGCUUAGGACUGAGACACGGCAAAGGGCUCAGGAAUGGAUGGAUGCCAUAAUAUCUGCUGCUAAUUCUGCAAGGAAAUCCGAUCAGAGUCUACUAGUGCCUCUCAGGAAGAAGUCCAAAGAAAACCAGUCAGUAAAAGAUCUUCAAAGGAGCAAGCGCCAGUCAGUGACCACUAGCUUUCUUAGUCUCUUGACAUCACUAGCUUUGGAGAGAGGCCUCACUGCUCAGAGCUUCAAAUGUGCAGGUUGCCAGAGGCCUAUAGGCCUCUCCAAUGAAAAAGCCAAAGUGUGCAGUUACAGUGGGUGGUAUUAUUGUAGCACGUGUCAUGUGGACGAUGGCUUCAUCAUUCCUGCCCGUCUUAUCCACAACUGGGAUACUUCUAAGCAUAAGGUAUCCAAGCAAGCAAAAGAGUUUUUAGAGUAUGUGUAUGAAGAGCCAUUGAUUGAUGUGCAUCAAGAAAAUCCAUUGCUUUACAGACAUGUGGAUGCGUUGGCACAUGUUGUGCGUCUCAGACAGCAGCUUAAGUCCCUUCGAGCCUACCUUUUCAGCUGCCGAGCAGUAGUAGCUGAAGAUCUUCGAAGGAGAAUUUUCCCAAGGGAAUAUCUCUUUCAGCAGAUCCACCUAUAUUCUCUUUCAGACCUUCAACAGGUUGUUGAAGGCAAGCUUGCUCCGUUUCUCUUGAAGAUAAUCAAGUUUGCCACAUCUCAUGUAUACAGCUGCAGUCUUUGUAGCCAAAAAGGAUUCAUUUGUGAGAUUUGCAAUAAUGGAGAAAUUCUCUAUCCCUUUGAGGAGAACUCUACAAGCAGGUGUGAAAAUUGUGGAGCGGUUUUCCAUUCAGAUUGCAAAGUCAGAACUGUUCCAUGUCCCAAGUGUGUGCGCAAGGAGCUCCAGAAGAAGCAGAAGUCAUUUUGGCAGCAGCUGGAUAUGGAUGGCAGUUUGGAUGAGGCAUGCAGCAUGUUUGAGCUCUCUUACCAGAGCACAUGAUGUUUGGAUCUGGGUAUCCCCACUUGCUCUUUCUGACCCAGUUACUGGCUAACUAAGCUGUUGCCCUAACCACAAACCAGUUACUAGUCCUAUAGUGAUACCUCUGCUAGUUUGUUUUGCUGAAGUACUGUUUAAAGAAAUUAUUAUAAAAUUGUUGCCUACCCUUA
This is a messenger RNA of Xenopus laevis (African clawed frog), 2725 nucleotides long. It is a transcript of the gene plekhm3.L, whose product is annotated as pleckstrin homology domain containing M3 L homeolog. The transcript is spliced from 8 exons. The coding region runs from base 312 to 2558 and encodes 748 amino acids. The record is from RefSeq and is a predicted model, not a curated record. Gene Ontology annotation, cellular component: cytoplasm; Golgi apparatus; plasma membrane. NCBI's taxonomy places the organism in Eukaryota, Metazoa, Chordata, Amphibia, Anura, Pipidae.